Clupea harengus (Atlantic herring) is the source of this 2799-nucleotide messenger RNA. RefSeq names its product notum, palmitoleoyl-protein carboxylesterase a (gene notum1a). The record is from RefSeq and is a predicted model, not a curated record. Gene Ontology annotation, biological process: negative regulation of canonical Wnt signaling pathway; protein depalmitoleylation. Gene Ontology annotation, molecular function: palmitoleyl hydrolase activity. NCBI's taxonomy places the organism in Eukaryota, Metazoa, Chordata, Actinopteri, Clupeiformes, Clupeidae.
UGUGGGUGAUAUAGGCUACUCUAACGGGGUGAACAUCCGAUUGUGCGGGUCUAAUUGUUAAUGUUGUUAGUUUUUGAUGAAUGGAAAAUGCUACAGUUUUGUGCAGGUGAGGCAGUAGAGCCGACUGGGCAAGGCUUUGGCCUUCACGAUACUUGCCUUUUCAUCGGUGUGGACGCGAACAGGGGAUAGCAACUCCAACCCACAACAACACUAACUAACUAAUGACAAGAACAAUAAUAAUAAUAAUAAUAAUAUGCUGUCAAAUAAUAUAUUUCAUUCACAUUCAAUUGCUUUGCCUAUUUUAUUAUGAUAUCUAUAUUGCGUAAGCUAUCAUUUUUUUUUUUUUGUCUUGGAAGUUAUUUUGUCCUGGAAGCAAGUACCACAAGUGGUUUAUUCUCACUCUGUAAAACCGUUGAUGGGGAAACAGGCAUUUCGGAGCCAGUGAAAAAACACCACAUGAAAAGAAACAGUUGGGAUCACAGGAGCCGGUGCGUGGGCAAUUUUACUAUACAAGACAACGAUGGAAACCUGCCACGCCUCCGAACCCUGUUCUGCGCACUGAUUGGCGGGUGCGGAUGGGAAAGGGGGAUGCUCUGGAUAAAACGCUGUGCGCUGCACUUACAGGUAGAAUGCUGAUGGUCCACCGGUGCAAAUGAUUGACAAUAUCGCAAGCUCUAUUAGUACAUCAAUGCUGACUAAAUAUUGAGAGAAAAGCGCCUGAGUUGUUGAUAGACUUCAACGUAACAAACCUUCAAUGGCAUUUAUUUGAAAAAAGAUUUAAGCCUUUUUCAGUGUUUUGCAUUCUUUAACUCAGUACAUACAGCAGAGGAACGCGCAAGGAGCCGACCAGGAGGACAUGCACUCCUAUCAGAUUAGGAUAUCAGCGAUGAGGCUUAUGUGGUCGGUGUCGAUGUUGGUGCUUCUGCAGCAUGGAGUUCUCGGGGCAAGGAGGUUUAGAGGGGGUCGCAACUCCCAGCCUCGUCGGGUGUUACCCUCAGUGCCGUAUCGGGACCGAGGCGACACGACUGAGAGCUUCUCGCUGGAUUUCACGGCGGUGGAGGAGAACAUGGACAACUUCAUGACGCAGGUGAAGAACCUCGCGCAAUCGCUGUACCCGUGUUCUGCGCAGAAACUCGACUAUGAUAUGAAGUUACACUUUUUGGAGAAUAGUUCCGUUACAUGCAAUGAUGGAAGUCCAGCAGGGUACUACAUAAAAGAGUCUAAAGGAAGUAAAAGAUGGCUUAUAUUCUUGGAAGGUGGCUGGUACUGUUUUAAUAAAGAGAGCUGCAACAGUAGAUAUGAGACGAUGAGACGCCUCAUGAGCUCCACAAAAUGGCCGAACACAAAGACAGGCACAGGAAUUCUUUCCCCCCUGCCAGAAGAGAAUCCCCACUGGUGGAAUGCUAACAUGGUAUUCAUACCAUAUUGCUCCAGUGACGUGUGGAGUGGAGUGUCACCAAAGACAAAUGAAAGUGACUAUGCGUUCAUGGGGUCUCUGAUUAUAAAGGAAGUGGUCAAGGAGUUGUUGACCAAAGGUUUGGACACUGCCAAGGUGGCGCUACUGGCUGGUAGCAGUGCUGGCGGUACAGGGGUGCUGCUGAAUGUGGAUGCGGUGGCAGAGUUGCUAGUGGAGCUGGGGUAUGGGGGGAUCCAGGUGAGGGGUCUGUCAGACUCGGGCUGGUUCCUGGACAACCAGCAGUACCACUGCAGCGACUGCCUGGACACUCUCAGCUGUGCCCCCACUGAGGCCAUCAAGAGAGGCAUCAAGUAUUGGGGUAGUGUGGUCCCUGAGAGCUGCAGACAGGCCCAUGAGGGGGAGGAGUGGAACUGCUUCUUUGGUUACAGGGUUUACCCCACCAUCAAACGUCCAGUGUUUGUGGUGCAGUGGUUAUUUGAUGAGGCUCAGCUGACUGUGGAUAACAUUCACCUGACGGGCCAACCGCUUCAGGAAGGCCAAUGGAACUACAUCCAGGAGCUCGGCCUCCAGUUGAGGAACACACUCAAAGACGUCCCGGCCAUGUUUGCUCCUGCCUGCCUAUCUCAUGAGAUUAUCACCAGGAGUUACUGGCUGGAUGUACAGGUGAAAGGCACCUCCCUCCCCCGUGCGCUGCACUGCUGGGACCGCAGCUUCCACGAUAGCGCCAGGCACAGCAACAAGACCCCGCCCAGGGGCUGUCCCAUGCACCUGAUUGACAGCUGCCCGUGGCCCCACUGCAACCCCACUUGCCCGACCAUCCGGGACCAGUACAGCGGACAGGAGAUGACCGUGCUGCAGUUCCUCAUGCACAUGGGCUUCGAUGUGCAAGCCAUGGCCCAGCAGCAGGGCAUGGACCCCAGCAAGCUACUGGGCAUGCUCAGCAACGGCAGCUAAUCACCACGGCAAUAGUGGGGAUGGUGUUCCACCCCUCCCUCCACACAACUCCCACUCCAGAUACACCUGGGUCUCAAAAGCUGGAAACCUGGAACCUGAAAGCAUACACUCUCUCUCUCUCUCUCUCUCACACACACACACACACACACACACACACACACACACACACACACACACACACACGCGCGCGCGCGCGCGCGCACACACGUCAACACCUCUGCCAGUAUACAUGCUCUCAUACACUUGACCCUGCACUCUCAUGGUCUACAAGUAACAUUCAAGCUCAAACACACUUGAACGAUUAACAUAAUGUACUGAAGAUACACACAACCUUGACAAAGCACACCUCACUGCUACUGGCCUUUAACUUAUCUUUUGGUUGUAAAAGAAAAAAGUAAUAUCACGAAUGUAAUCCGGUUUUAAGGAUA